CAUCAUCAUCAUUAAUAGUCUCCCUCUCUAUUCUUCUCAAACUACUCUAACCCUAUCCACCGUUUACUCCGAAUUUCCUCCCUUCAAGCGAUUUGCAUUGAGGUACGAUGCUGAGAUUACAGAUCGAAUGAAAAAUGAGAUAGAUACCCGUUGAAUGGGCCUGCAAGAAAGCUACAAAAGUCCGACCGUCUUAGCAAUCAAGCACGAUUGAUGUUUUCAGUCAAGAGACAGAGAUUCUUGACAUCCGGUUUUCUUAUCGGACUGACCAGGCGAUGGAUAUGUACCCACAGGGGACCAACCGUGAUGAGCUUUGGCGAUGGAAGUCACGGAGCUUUAGGCCUACCAAUGUCCACAAUGGGUUUAGGCUUUGAUGCUUACGAGCCGACUCCUAUUCCGUGCCUGCCACGUGAUGUCAUCAGCAUUGCUGCUGGCCACUUUCACUCUCUUGCCAUCACUCGUGAGGGCCAUGUUUAUGCGUGGGGCCGUAACCUCGAAGCUCAGCUUGGUCGCGAUCCUCUUUCUCCUAGAGAAACAUGGAGUGAACCGAAGAGGGUAGAAGGGCUAGAUAAAGUGAGACUCCGAGCUGCAUUUGCCUCUGGUGUCGUCUCUGCUGCCAUUGCAGAUGAUGGAUCUCUUUGGGUUUGGGGAAGUUCUAAUAAUGGACAACUAGGCCUGGGUAAAGGACUUUCCAAGGCUCAUAUACCCACCAGGGUUGAAACACUUGCUGGAGAACAUAUAGUUAAGGUAUCAUUUGGUUGGGGGCAUGCUCUAGCAAUGACUAGAAGUGGGAAAUUGUUUGGCUGGGGAUAUUAUGCAGAUGGUAGAAUAGGGAAGAUUGGGAAAGAGUUAGAAAUCUCCCCAUUGGAAUCUAAUUCUCCUCAGUCUAAAUCAUUGGAAAAUACUUUGUCAGUGGAGGAAGCUGCUGAAUGGUCGGUUUUUGAUGCCAUAGAGAAGGAAAAAGAUAUGCCUGUUAUAUGGGAACCUGAUUUAGUUGAGGAACUACAGGGCUUGACAGUUGAAGACAUCGCUUGUGGGCUUGACCACUCAUUAGUUCUUUGCAAUGAUGGAACACUUUUAAGUGGUGGAAGCAAUGCAUAUGGACAGUUAGGAAGGGCAAAUCAAGAUUUGGGAAUGCACACUGUUGACAUAGGCUUUCGUACCUUGAGUAUAGCUUCAGGUUUAGGGCACUCUUUGGCAGUUUGUGAAGUUCCUUUUUCCGGAGUGGCAUCAGGUGGUGGAAUUAAGGUUGUUUCAUGGGGAUGGAACCAAAAUAGUCAACUUGGGAGGCAAGGUCCAAGCCACAUCCCCCAGCAGGUUCAAGGGCUGGAUGGGGACACCCCUAAGUCCGUGUCCGCAGGUCGUGCACAUUCUCUUGCUCUCACUGAGAAGAAUGACGUUUGGGUGUGGGGUUGCGGUAAAAAUGGAAGAUUAGGGUUAUGUAGUUCAACCGAUGAAUCAGAACCAAUGUUGGUAGAUUUUUCUCAAAGUUACGAAGUUUUGGAAGCUGUGGCUGGCUUAGAUCACACACUUGUGCUUGGUGAAAUUUCUUGUUAAGUUAAUUUUACAAUGCUUUCCUUUCUUAGUUUCUGUAGUUUGAAACAACACAACAAUGUUGACUUUGGUUGAUAACUAUCAUGAAGUUUUUAUUAUGCUUUGUUUUGUUUCAGAUUUUGUCAUUUAUGGGUUUUUUCAGGCAAAAAUCACUUGAAAUUAUUUAGACA
Cuscuta europaea is the source of this 1721-nucleotide messenger RNA. The record is from the annotation of a GenBank genome assembly. Lineage: Eukaryota; Viridiplantae; Streptophyta; Magnoliopsida; Solanales; Convolvulaceae.